Anolis carolinensis (green anole) is the source of this 6061-nucleotide messenger RNA. It is a transcript of the gene btbd8, whose product is annotated as BTB domain containing 8. Lineage: Eukaryota; Metazoa; Chordata; Lepidosauria; Squamata; Anolidae. Bases 175 to 5442 code for a protein of 1755 amino acids. The record is from RefSeq and is a predicted model, not a curated record. The transcript is spliced from 18 exons. Gene Ontology annotation, molecular function: protein binding.
UGAGAUAAUACUUUUAAGACGGUCCCUUUGCCGGCGAAGAUAAGAAGAAAGGCGCUGGCGGAUUCAACACAGGCUGGGCUUGAGCAGCGACGCUAAGGGACCGUCGGGCAAUAUCAAACCAUAUCCACAGACAGGAGUCCAAAAGUACUGCCUUGCCGGGUUGGUUCUGGCUCCAUGGCGCGUUGUGCGGUGAAGAGGCCCCCCAAAGGCCCUGCAGGGAAUCGGGGAGAAGGGAGGAAGAAAGGCGGCGAGAGGGGAACAUCGGAGAAGCAGAGGCUGAAGGAGAUGGUGGCCGAGCAACUGAGUCGGGACAUGGACAGGCUUCUGAAAGAGGAAAUCCAUGCGGACAUCACUUUCUGCGUCAAUAAGACUCUGCUCAGAGCUCACAAGGCAGUGCUUUUAGCAAGAGUCCCUGACUUUUUUUGGCAUGUUGCUGGAAGAGGAUUAAAUCAUGCAAGCAGCAGCGAAGUUAUUGAUCUUGAGAAUGUGGAUGCCUUUGAAUUUAAAGCUUUCCUCAAGGCUGUGUAUUCGUCUGACAGAAACAUUAAAGAAGCUGAGCAAGAGAUUCUCGAGAAAGAAAUAUCAAAGCCUAGAUUUACAAAGGAAGAUGAAAGUUUUCAAGCUCACCAUCUACAGAAUGAUCACAUCUCAGCCGAGCACUGCCUGGAGAAUCAUGAAAGGACAUCUGGUCAUCAGUAUUCCUCAAACGAAAGCAUAGAAACAGAAUCUGUUGCAAAAGAAAUUCCUGAGGAAGCGGUUGAUGCUGAAGGCAAUGUAACUGUGUCAGAAACUGCAUCUGGCUUAGGAAAAGAUCUCUUGGUGAUGUACACAAAAUGCUGGUUUUCAGAUAUUACUAUUUGGAUUGAUGGAAAACAGUUUAAAGUACACAGGGCCAUUUUGUGUGCCAGAUCUAGUUACUUUGCUGCUAUGCUGAAUGGGAGCUGGGCUGAAAGCUCUCAAGAGCACAUCACUCUUCAAGGCAUAAACCAUGUAGAGAUGACUGUCAUUCUGCAUUUUAUCUAUGGAGCAAUUUUGGAUUUCCCAAACAAAGCUGAUGCUGGUUGCAUACUGAGCAUUGCGGAUAUGUAUGGACUAGAAGGUCUAAGAGAAGUGGCUAUAUAUAUUUUGAAAAGAGACUAUUGCAACUUCUUUCAGAAGCCUCUACCUGGAAAACAUCAACCUGUUCUGGAAUGUCUAGCUAUUGCCCACUCAACAGGAACAAAAAAUCUUUACGAUAUUUGCAUGAAGUGGCAAGUUCAGAAUUUUGUAAGGUGUUGGUCAGACAAGGGCUUUGCAGCUUUGUCCACUGAGCUUCAGAAUGAUUGCCUGAGAUUGCUGAUCCACUCUUUAAACCCGCAGAAUGCAGCCCAUGUUCUGAUGGAAGCCAACCACUUACUUGGUAGUCUUCCCCAGGUGAAAUGGACUGAAUCGGCUCUUGCUCUGGCAUCUAGGCUUCAAGAAGAGUGUAUAGCAUUUAUGGUUAUGAACUUUCCAGAAAUAAUAAAAAGUGAAAACUUUUCUACUCUGUUACAGGCCCAGGCCAUGAGCAGCAAACCUGAGCUCCUCGAUCAAUUGUUUGAAGCAGUUCAGAAGGGAAUUACCACUGAAAAUAGUUGCUGUCUACUUAUGGCUCUAGAUGCUUUAUUAAUUUCUUCAAAUGUGAAGGAGGGGGGGUUUACGUGCAAGAUCCAGGCUCUGCGUGAUAAGCUCUGGAUCUUCCUGGUUCAGUCAUUUUAUGCUGUUCGUCACACAGAGAGCUGGAAGCUGCUGGAGCUAGACGAUCAACGGCGAAUAGAAGCAGCUGCUUUUGACAAAGGCGAUGAUAGAAGACCUGCCAAAAAGCCCAUUUUCACUAGUUCGCAGUUAAACAGAUGUAUUACUGAUGCUUCUGGUAUAAAUCAUACUGCUUGGAGAGCAGACGGAAAGAAAAACAGUUGGGGUGGUUCCUCUACUAAUCAGGAUAAAAUGAAAUCCGAUGGAUUAGGAGCAUCUGGACACACAUCGGCUACCAACAGGAACAGCACUAAUAAGACUUUGAAACAUGAUGAUUUAAAGGGGAAAGACACUAAAAAAGCAGUUUGUAAGAUGACAAAAGAGUCCAAAAUGGGGGAGAAAAUGCCUUCACCAAAAGCUAGAGCUGUGAUAAAGCCAAAAACUGAAAACAAUGGAAAUACUAAGACGGAAGGCUUACUUACAAAACAGGAUUCUGACCGGUCAUUAUCCACUAGUGGCCAUAAAAAUGCAGGAAGUGGCAAAGCCUUAAAAAACCAAGAAGGUAAAACAGCAGGGGCGAGGCCAAAAGUACUUCCUGGAAAUUCAAAUAUACACAUUAAAGCAAAACCUUUAAAGAAGACCACUGUAAAGGAAACUGAAACACUAAGUAAAUCAAACAAUUCAAGCACAGAUCUUCGGAUGUCUAUUGAGCAACUGGAUGAAUCCAAAGAGGAAAAAGUUGCAGAUGAAAGCAAAAAACACACAGCUUUGAAAACCAAAUCUGCUUUAAAGAUGGUGAAUGGAACCCCUCCUAAAAAACAUGCUAAUGACCUGGAGGCUAACAGUCCAGUGAACAGCAUUAUGAAGAAAUGCAGUGGGAAGGGCAACAAUGAACAUACACCACAAGCAGUUUUGAAGAAAAAAGGAAAUGAAAUUGGCAAUUCUUCACUUCAACAGAAAACCAAGAAUGCAGCAAGUGUUACAAAAAGCCAAGGUUCACAAGGAGAUUUACUAAAUCCACAGAAGUCCGUGCUUUCUCCAAAACAAAAUGAAGAGAAAUCCAUUGUGCAAUCAGAGAAACAAACUACAUCAAAGAAAAGGUCAAAGCCUCCUCAAACCACUUCAGCUAAAGCUACUGCAAAAAUAAUAGUAACAGCCAAAAACCAAAGCCAUUCCAAGAAGAAUGAAAUGGGAAACAAUAAAGACCCAAAACAGAAAACAGUUACAGGUCAACCUGUUUUGAAGCUUCCAUCUUCAAAUCACAAGCAAUCCAGAAGUGAGUCACCAGUUCAGAAGAAUAUACAUGGAGAACGGCAAAAAAUUUCAAGCCCUAAACCUGAAAACUCUGUAGCACUGGGAACUCAGCUGCAUGGCAGUAACAAAUCUAGUCCAGGGAAGAAAAAUAAUAAUGGAGUGUCUUCACUUGAAAUAGAUAAGCGAAACAUAUCCAAUUCAGAAAAAUUAAUUGUCUUUGAAGAGCAACAUUCCAAGAGAGAUUUAGAACAUCCUUGUAUUGCAAAGAUGGGAAAUGAGGUUCAUGAGAAUGAAAAUAAUGAUGAAUCUCCCAAAAAUAAAAAUACUGUAAAGUCUUCUCCAAUUGAAUUGCACCAUGUUCAGGAGACCAAGACCAUUGCAUUUGAAAAUGUUAAUCAGAAUCAAACCACUGAGGAAAUACUAAAAUGCAAAACACUUCCUGAGGAUCCUUUAGUACAAACAAUAUUAGGUGACCAUAAACCAAAAGAUACCUUGGAAACUGAAAUGAGCAUGAACUGUGUUGAUAAUCCAUUGAAUAGGUUUUCUGCCAAUGAUAGUUCAAACUCUGAUCACGGCGACGAGAAGUCUUCCAAGGCCUGUGUUGUGGGAUCUGAAAGUGCUGACGAGUUCUCUGAUAAGUCUGUCUUGACAGAAUCCCAGUCUGCUACAGUAGAAUCAGAUGGUGUUUCAAAAUCGUUCGUAGGACAGGUGGCUGAAAAAUGCUCUUCUAAAGACACUGAUACCACCGAAACACCUGAGAGCCAUGAAAACUCAGAGGCCCCUUUUCCAGAACACUGGAAUUUGAGUUCUGGUGGACUUGACCAAAAAGAAAGCCCUGAAUCAGACACAGGUAGUGCAACAACAUCAUCAGAUGAUAUAAAGCCAAGAUCUGAAGAUUAUGAUGCUGGAGGUUCUCAGGACGAUGAGGGAUCAAAUGAAAGAGGCAUUUCAAAAUGUAGCACUAUGUUGUGCCAUGAUUUCCUUGGUAGAAGCAGUAGUGACACAAGUACACCGGAAGAGCUAAAAAUCUAUGACACUAGUCUAAGAAUAGAAGUAAAAAUGAAAAAGGAAAGCUCUGACCUCUUCCGGGUUAUUUCUACAAGUGAUGAUGAGAUCCCAAGAAAAAGGCCUGAAACAUGGUUGCAUAAAGGUGAAAGAAGAGGUGUGUCCAGGGGAAAUAAUCCCAGUUUUGCCAUGGCACCAUUUCCUCAGGAAGCUGAUCAGGUUUCCUCUUCAGCAGAUGAAACAGAAGAUGAAAAGUCUGAACAUGAAAAUGUUGUGGAAAAUUUGCCUCCUCCAGAAGUUACUGUUCAGCAGUUUCAUGGAAUAGUGAAUCUAGCAUUUGAAGAUGCAGCAGAAAAUGAUACUGAAAGUCAGGAAUUCCCUGGUACUAAAAAUUUUAAGCGAUCUGUAUUGCUUUCAGUGGAUGAAUGUGAAGAACUGGGAUCUGAUGAUGGUGGAGAGGCCCACACUCCACUCCAGUGUCCCCCAGAUGCUGCAACACCUUCUGAUGUAUUUGAUGCCGUUUCCCAUGAGAAUCAUGGCAAAACCUUUUAUUCACGAUAUUCCUUAGAGAUUGAGGAUGGAUUCCUGGAAUGUAAGGAGCUUAAUAAGGAACAGCCAGACAAAAAUGAGAGCUGUUCUUCACAUCCUUGUGGCACAGAGCAAAAGGGGAAGGAUAAUUUGGGCCCUUCCGUUACAGAACAGAAGUCUACAGAGAAAGCCAUGUCAGUAGAACAGAACCAAACUCCCACAGUAAACAAAGAAAACCCUAAAAAUGAAGAGAAGAAUGAAUUUCAGUGCAAUAAAGUUCCAGACGGUGACACAAAAUCUCAAGGAAGACCAUGUCACUUGGACCUUCAUCAAAGAGAUAAUACUGAAUUACACAAGAACAUCUCCACAAAACCUGUAGAGCCAAGUAGGAAUCACUCACUGACUCAAGAAGCUCACGUGAAAGGGAGUGAACCAGCAUCUACUGAAUACGUUGACACUGCUUUCUCUGCAGGAGACAUAGAUGAUUGUGAGAGAUUGACACAAAUCUGCAUGUAUGAGCAUCGGCCUCCAAAAACCCUUUCUCCAAUAUACGAGAUGGAUGUUGGGGAAGCUUUUGAGCAGAGGAUGGAAUCGGAAGUGGACAUUCUAGGGAUGGAUUUUGAAGAUCAACAGUUUGCAGAACAGGACUGGACACUUCUCAGGCAAUUGUUAUCUGAUCAGGAAUCAAAUAUGGACAUCAAAAAUUCUGUUCCUGAAGACCUUGACUUAGCACAAUAUCUUAUCAACCAGACUCUGUUUCUGGCGCGAGACAGUUCGCAACCUCAGGGUAAAGCACAGAUCGACACGUUCAGUAGAUGGACCGAACUGAUAUCCCCACUGGAUGACUCUUCAGCCAGCAUCACAGUGGCAAGCUUUUCUUCUGAAGAUUGUUCUUCCCCACAAGGGGAAUGGACAAUCCUUGAACUAGAAACCCAUCACUGAAGUGAUCAAAUGUUUGAGACAGAGUUCCUUCCCUCUUCUUUCUCUCCCAGACAUCUGCAAAUAUUUGAUGCAAUAUUUCCACACAGUAAUAACAAAUUGCCUCAGUGUCAUAUUGAAAUGAUCCUUCCAUUAAGUGUUCCAUUUCAGACUUAUUUUUCAUUGCAGGUAAACACAUGUUUGAGAAUUUAACUGAACUUAAAAAAUAUUUUUGAGCAUGUCUUCUCCCCUCCCCUUCUAGACUUUCAGAUGGCCUGUAUGAAAACGUUUUGGCUUAUUCUCCUUUCCUUUUUUCAUUCUUCACUUAAAUCAUACAUUCCUGGAUGCUCAAUGACUCAAAAAUGUGAAUGCAAACUUUGUAGUGCUAUCUUUUCCCCUCCAUCAUUCUCCAUUUAGGUCUUAAAGGAUAACAGUUCACAGUGAUUAUGUAUAAAAAGAUGUGUGCCAACAGUACUUUAAAUACUAGAAGUGUGUGUUUGAAUUUGAAGGAAAAAAUUCAGUGGAAUGGUUUCUGGAUUUAUUUAUAAAGAUCAGCAUGUAUGGUUUGUUUUCUCCAGAUUGAUUUUGUACCUUUUUUGUUUAAAAAAAAUUUCAAUAAAUUUCUAAAUUGUUUAAAUCUUAA